UCGUGGGUGCCGGUUCACUGUUAGUCGCGAGCGCUCCAGGUGGGACCAGGGAACGGCAGGUGGCCAUGGCUGAGGACGUGACUGUGUCAGAGGAGACUCUGACCAGCAGUCUGAGUCUGCUGGUCAACUUGGGCAAAGUCCUUCUAGAGAAAGCCAAGCAGGAAGCAGCAGAGUCCCUGGAGAAGUUCGUCCCGUACAAGAUCACCACUUUGUACGGGUUGAUGACAGCCGGAGCGCAGUUAUUCAAAAGCCUGGGAGUGAAGAAGAAGAGUGAAGCAGAAGCUGUGUGGCAGAAGUUUUAUCACCGUGCAGCGGUGAGAGAGCAGGUGGACGAACUUCUGCAGCUGGAGAGUGAUUGGGACUCCUUCCUGGUGAGUGUGGACGAAGGCCUGCAGACGACAGCCGGACUGUCAGGGGGAACGAUAGCAGAGAGCCUGAGUCCCGAUACGCCGUUCACCGACGGACGAAGCGGAAAGAGCGUGACUCUGGGUCAGUACCUGGAUCAGGGUCAGAAGCUGCUGCUGGUUCUCAUCAGACAUUUCGGAUGACUGCCGUGACGAGACCACGUGGCCGAGCUGGAGGCCAGUCAGGCUGUCCUCGAGGCUCGGUCGGUGAAGGUCUUGGUGGUUGCGUUCGGCAGCGUGGAGGGAGCCCAGAUGUGGUUUGAGCAGACCGGGUGUAACUACGACAUGGUGUUGGAUCCACAGAGAACGGUGUACAGGAGCUUCGGCCUCGGCUCGUCCUACGCCCAGGUGAUGAAGUUCGGCUGCCUGCUGCAGUACGGCGAGUACGGAGCCGUGGACAGAGACUUCCCCGACGUCCCCCCUCGCCUGCUGGAAGACAUCUACCAGAUGGGAGGUGACUUUUUGCUGGACGGCGCAGGGAAGGUCCUUCUUUGUCACCCGUGCAAAACCCCUUUUGACCGGCCCACUGUGAACGACAUCCUGCAGGCCGCAGACCGCGCGAAGCUGUGAGGAGGCAUCUGAACACGCCGACGACACCACGGAAGAAGAGCAGCGCUUUAACCACACGUUCAUGACGUCGCGCCUCGCUCUCAUGACACCAUGAAGAGGCGCGACCGAUGCAGAGCUGUGAAGCAGAGACGGCUGAUCUUCUUUGGUCGUGUCAGUGUCGUUAUGGCAGCAUUUUUUGGAUGAAUGGUUGAAUAGUGAACUGGAUCACAAUGUAAUUAUAAAUAUAAAUGUAAUGUAUCUUAAAAAAAGAUGCUGAUUUGCUGUACUUUUUAAAAAAUCUUUAAAUUAAUACAGCAUUUCUUAUGGCUUUACUUUAAAAGUGCCUUAAGCAGAUUUUGCCGCCUCCAUGUGGCAGUGAGAGGUACUGAUUUUAACUCUGACUCAUGCAUCAUGAUGUCAACUCUGACUACUUCAUGAGACUUAUUUCCUUCCAUGUGGAUCGCCCGGUUGAAGAUGAAGGGAAGAAAAAAAAUAAGUCCUGCUGCAUCCCUUGCUCCUAAUCUAUUUUUUUUUAAUCCACAUGUAUGUUUAGAUUAAAUUUGGAUAUUUUACUGUAGAAAAUAGAUGUAAUUGCUGCUACAGGUCUGAUAUGUUCAUGUCUCUAAAUAAAAUAUGCACAUCAUUUGUCUCUAA
Molecule: messenger RNA, 1607 nt
Organism: Acanthopagrus latus (yellowfin seabream)
Lineage: Eukaryota; Metazoa; Chordata; Actinopteri; Spariformes; Sparidae
Gene: selenol
Product: selenoprotein L
Exons: 9
Source: RefSeq, a predicted model, not a curated record